AUGCAGUUCUCCUCCCAAGUCCUCGCACUCGCAUUCGCACUCGCACUCGCCGUCCUCCCCUCAGCCUUUGCGGCCCCGGCCCAAACCGACUUCCGUAUCAGCCCGAGCGUCAACACGAACAAGUGUCUCAACGUGCGGGGCAAUCUCUUGGCCAACGGAACUGCUGUCGACAUCUUCGACUGCAACAGGUCCUCCGCGCAGAACUGGGUCAUCAGCCCCGGGUCUACGAGCGUCCAGCUGUCGGGAACGGACUUCUGUCUCGAUGCGGGCUCGAGCCCCGCGAAUGGCGUAGGUAUGAAGAUCUGGCAAUGCUUCGACGACCUCCCCGCGCAGGAGUGGUUCCUCACCAGCGACGACCGCAUCGCCCUCGAGAACCAAGGAUUCUGUCUUGAUCUUACCAACGGAGACGUUACGAACGGCAACCAGGUCCAGAUUUGGCAGUGCACCGACAACGAUGUCAACCAAGCUUGGGUCCUUUGA
This is a messenger RNA of Pleurotus ostreatus (oyster mushroom), 480 nucleotides long. RefSeq lists its product as uncharacterized. Lineage: Eukaryota; Fungi; Basidiomycota; Agaricomycetes; Agaricales; Pleurotaceae. The transcript has 4 exons. The record is from RefSeq and is a predicted model, not a curated record. Bases 1 to 480 code for a protein of 159 amino acids.